GCAGAACCCACACUUGUCUAGUUUUGUUUCCAUAUAUUAAUGAUUGUAUCCAUGUCAUUGGCUAAAUUGCCUCUUGGAAUGUUUCAAGACUCAAGUAUUCAACUUCACACUCCUAUGGUUCGGGAUUUGGCAGUAGGAAGAAAGGGAUGAACUUUUAUCUGAAGAACCAUGAAAACUUGCUGAUUAAAUUUCACUCUUUUAGAAGCUGAUUGUGUUUGGGAGCUGGGUUUCUUAUUGUUGGUGGAAGAAUGAAGGGGGAUAGGAUUGAAGAGAGCAGCACGAGGUUGUUGGGUAGAAGCAGCAGUGGUGGGAGCAGUGAGUCAAGGUGGGUUGAUGGCAGUGAAGUGAACUGGGAUGAGGUUCCUGGGUGGUCAAGGCGUGAUGAUGGCAGAGAAGGGUAUGGAUCCGUCAGAAGGAGGCUUGCCAAGUUGCCCAAGAGGGUUGACUCCUUUGAUGUUGAAGCCAUGGAGAUUGCUGGAACUCAUGCUCACCACUCCAAGGACCUUUCCUUCUGGCCUACACUUGCUUUGGCAUUUAAGACUCUUGGUGUGGUAUAUGGUGACAUGGGAACAAGUCCUCUGUAUGUUUUUGCCGAUGUCUUCAGCAAGGUUCCAGUUGGGUCAGAUGAUGAUGUCUUGGGGGCAUUAUCUUUAAUAAUGUAUACAAUAGCAAUUAUUCCGUUGGCCAAGUAUGUUUUUAUAGUCCUCAAAGCAAAUGAUAAUGGAGAAGGAGGAACGUUUGCACUAUACUCGUUGAUUUGCAGGUAUGCAAAUGUGAGUAUGCUUCCAAAUCGUCAACAAGCUGAUGAAUAUAUAUCUAGUUUUAAGCUCAAACUUCCUACUCCAGAACUGGAAAGGGCUUUAAAAAUAAAGGAUACUUUGGAAAAAGCAUCACUUUUGAAGAACCUUAUAUUUGUGUUGGUUCUUGUGGGAGCUUCCAUGAUUAUUGGAGAUGGUAUUCUAACCCCAGCAAUAUCAGUGAUGUCUGCCAUAAGUGGUCUGCAGGAUCAAAUAAAUGGAUUUGGUACUGGUGAAGUGGUUGGUAUUUCUAUUGUAGUCCUAAUGGCUUUGUUCAGCAUACAACGGUUUGGUACCGGUAAAGUGGGUUUCUUGUUUGCCCCUAUACUUGCCUUAUGGUUCUUUUCUCUGGGUUCUAUUGGAGUAUAUAAUAUACUUAAGUAUGAUAUCACUGUUCUGAGAGCAUUCAAUCCAGCUUAUAUCUAUUUUUUCUUCAAGAGAAAUGGUAAAGCUGCAUGGUCAUCUCUUGGUGGUUGCGUUCUGUGCAUUACAGGUGCGGAAGCAAUGUUUGCGGAUUUGGGUCAUUUUUCUGUACCCGCAAUACAGAUUGCCUUCACAUGCGUGGUAUUUCCCUGUCUCCUCCUUGCUUAUAUGGGCCAAGCGGCUUUUUUGACAAAGAACCCAAGUUCUUAUUCAAGCGUAUUCUACAAGUCUGUUCCAGAGAGUCUGUUCUGGCCAGUGUUUGUGAUAGCCACACUUGCUGCUAUGAUUGCCAGCCAAGCAAUGAUAUCUGCUACGUUUUCGUGCAUAAAGCAAUCUAUGGCUUUGGGAUGCUUCCCCAGGCUGAAGAUAAUUCACACCUCAAAAAAGUUCAUGGGUCAAAUUUAUAUCCCCGUAGUUAAUUGGUUUCUGAUGAUCAUGUGCAUAGUUGUGGUUUCCAUAUUUCAAAGCACAACUGAUAUAGCGAAUGCAUAUGGCAUUGCUGAAGUUGGUGUCAUGAUGGUCAGCACCAUCUUGGUGACCCUUGUAAUGGUUUUAAUUUGGCAGACUAACUUGCUUUUCGCAUUGUGUUUCUGUCUUGGAUUUGGUUCAGUAGAGUUAAUUUACAUGUCUUCUGUCCUAUCCAAAAUCUUUGAGGGUGGCUGGCUUCCACUUGCCUUUGCUACCCUUUUCCUAUCUGUGAUGUACACUUGGAACUAUGGUAGUGUAUUGAAGUACCGAAGUGAAGUUAGAGAGAAGGUUUCAGUGGACACAAUGCUUGAGCUUGGCUCCAAUCUCGGAACAGUAAGAGUGCCAGGUGUAGGAUUGCUGUAUAACGAGCUUGUGCAGGGCAUUCCCUCCAUUUUUUUGCAGUUCUUGCUGAACCUUCCAGCUCUUCACUCAACUAUAGUUUUUGUCUGCAUUAAAUAUGUCCCAAUCCCAGUGGUUCCUCAAGAAGAAAGAUUUCUAUUUCGAAGAGUUUGCCCCAAAGAUUACCACAUAUUCCGGUGUGUUGCCAGAUAUGGUUACAAAGAUGUAAGGAAGGAAGAUCACCAAGCAUUUGAGCAACUUCUUAUUGAGAGUCUUGAGAAAUUCUUGAGAAGAGAAGCUCUUGAGACAGCCUUGGAGUUGGAGGGCAACUUAACUGAUGAGUUGGACAGUGUCUCAGCAAAUACAAGAGAAUCUGAUCUUCCUGUUGGUACUGGUGCUGAUGAGCUUAGGAUUCCACUGAUGCAUGAUCAGAAAUUAGAAGAAACAGGAACUUCUUCAGCAUUGCCAUCUAGUUACAUGUCCUCAGAUGAUGAUCCUGGUCUUGAAUAUGAGCUUUCAGCUCUUAGAGAAGCAACAGAAUCAGGAUUCACCUAUUUGCUUGGACAUGGAGAUGUGAGGGCAAAGAAGAACUCUUUUUUCUUUAAGAAACUAGUGAUAAAUUAUUUCUACACAUUUCUCAGAAAUAACUGCAGAGGAGGUACAGCAAACAUGAGAGUACCUCACACCAAUAUCAUUCAAGUUGGAAUGACAUAUAUGGUCUGACACGGCCAUGUUCUUUUCAUAUUGUGCAACGCACCCUCAGGUCUGGAACUCAUUGUUAUUGGUAUUUUCUUUUUCUGUCAGUUUUCUUACUGUAUGUGCUGGCUCACAAUAGCAGUUGGUCGUUAGAAAAGCCAGCGUGUGUGAUAUAGCCAAGGUGGUUCACAUAUGAAGCUGUUUCAGAAUCUGUACUUCUUUAAUUGUUUCGUUUUUCGAUUCAUAAUGUGAAGUAUUAGUUCAUUAAUU
This is a messenger RNA of Vigna angularis (adzuki bean), 2993 nucleotides long. RefSeq names its product putative potassium transporter 12. The record is from RefSeq and is a predicted model, not a curated record. Gene Ontology annotation, cellular component: membrane. Gene Ontology annotation, biological process: potassium ion transmembrane transport. Gene Ontology annotation, molecular function: potassium ion transmembrane transporter activity. The coding region runs from base 249 to 2750 and encodes 833 amino acids. The transcript has 9 exons. NCBI's taxonomy places the organism in Eukaryota, Viridiplantae, Streptophyta, Magnoliopsida, Fabales, Fabaceae.